Lodderomyces pseudojiufengensis is the source of this 939-nucleotide messenger RNA. It is a transcript of the gene SGT2, whose product is annotated as Sgt2p. The transcript has a single exon. Gene Ontology annotation, cellular component: TRC complex; membrane. Bases 1 to 939 code for a protein of 312 amino acids. Gene Ontology annotation, molecular function: protein binding; molecular adaptor activity. NCBI's taxonomy places the organism in Eukaryota, Fungi, Ascomycota, Pichiomycetes, Serinales, Debaryomycetaceae. The record is from RefSeq and is a predicted model, not a curated record. Gene Ontology annotation, biological process: post-translational protein targeting to endoplasmic reticulum membrane.
AUGUCAACCGUUUCCAACAAAGACAUUGCUUUGUCUAUCAUAGGCUUUUUAAAGCAAGCGGUAGCAUCAAAGGAAGUUGCUGAAGAUUAUGCAGAAUCCAUGGAUAUAGCAAUUGACUGUAUUGCAGAUGCAUUUGAAGUAAAUAAAGAUGAUGAUAAAAACACAAUUGCCUCUAAAUUCGGAGGUAAAUCAUUACCAGAAUUAUUAAAAAAUCAAACCAUUUCAAAACAAGAUGAACCAACUCCAAUUGAAGUUGAUGAAGAAACCAAAAAAAAAGCUGAUGAAUUAAAAGUAGAAGGAAAUAGAGCAAUGGCGGCAAAAGAUUAUCCAACUGCAAUUGCAAAAUAUACAGAAGCUAUAGGUUUAGAUCCAACAAAUGUUGUUUAUUUAUCAAAUAGAGCAGCUGCUCAUUCAUCAGCUAAAAAUCAUGAACAAGCAGUUGAAGAUGCUGAAAAAGCUAUAAAAUUAAAUCCAAAUUUUUCAAAAGCUUAUUCAAGAUUAGGUUUAGCUCAAUAUGCUUUAGGUGAUGCAAAAGCAUCAAUGGAAGCUUAUAAAAAGGGUUUAGAUGUUGAAGGAGAUUCAAAAUCAGAAGCUAUGAAAAAAGGAUAUGAAACUGCAAAGAAGAGAGUUGAAGAAUUGUUGGAAGAUUCAAUUGCAACUAAUGAUAGAGAUGCAGGGUCAAGUGAACCUGCCUCAGGUGGUGCAGGUGCUGGUGGAUUACCUGAUUUAAGUUCCUUACUUGGUGGUCUUGGAGGAGGUGCUGGAGGAAUGCCAAAUUUUGCUGAAAUGAUGAAUAAUCCUGCUAUAAUGCAAGCAGCUCAACAAAUGAUGUCUGAUCCUCAAGCAAUGCAAAAUUUGUUAAACAAUCCAAUGCUUAGUCAAUUCAUGGGAGGACUUGGUGGUAGAAAUAAUAAUAACAAUCAAGGUGGUAGUGAUUAG